GCUAUGUAUUAUGAUUUUGUGUGUCUUCCAUUGCUCUUUCUUUCCUCUAUCUUUUCACACAAUAGCAGUUCCUCCAGUACAUUUGGGCUGUUUACGUGGCUAAAUAAUCUCAGUUGUUUUUUUGGGGGUUUUGAUUAUAGAUCUUUCACAUCCUGCCAUUUGAAGCACUUCUCUAGAUCUAUUUGUUUUCCUCUCUGUCUAUGAAAGUAUUCUGUGAUUUGCUAGUCGCCGAUAGCUCUGUUUCGCACCACUUGUGAACGCCUUCAAAGGCGAUACUCCCACUUCGCAUCUCUAGCCUAUCAUGGACAACCCAGACUUGGAUGAGGAGGCGGAUCAGAAAAAUGCCCCUGCGGAUGAGGAGGUGGGGACGAAGUACAACGCUCUCUUCUACCCCGGAGAAUUCUUCAUCUUCUGGAACGUUCUGGUUCCCCUCAGCGUUCUCCUCAACAUCCGCCAUUUCGGCCUGCGCGCGCAUGAGCUUGGGCUCGCUGUGGCCUUGGCCUUGAACCCGUACCUUUUGAAGUUUGUCUUACAUCCUGUGGAGACCGGUGACCCGUAGUCUGUUGUCCGGCCUACAGAAGCUGGCACCUGGCCAGCCCGCCGAGUACAUGGUCCAGGCUCGUGACGUCAUCGCCCUGUGUUUCUCUGUCGGCGUCUUCCUGCACUCUCUCUACUUCCACAGCCAAUGCAAUCGGUGCAUAGGCAAAAGUCCUUGUCCAAGUUCGGCCGGCAAGACUUUCUUCAAACGCCCAAAGAGUCGAAUGUGAGGCUUCUACAGAAGAAAAGCAACAACAAUAACAAACCGAAGACAGACAGACAAUUACAUUUAUAGAACUAAGAAACAAACAAAAAGAGACAAUCAGCGCCUUUGUUGGGUACAUUAAUUCGACUUACUAUAAACUAACAAUAGUCUUUUAUGCAUGGCCUCACGGAGACCACAGAGUGGCCUCAACGAGAGUGGAUACACUGAAUAUCCGUUGCAGGUCAAGUAAAGUCUGAAUGGAGAAAUGAAGAAUACAUUUAUUAGUACGUCUUGAAAGUGUUGGUGUCGGUGGUUCGCUUGUGCUCUGGUGUGGUUUGCUUCUUCUUUCCAGUCAAACAUAAUAUGAUGUCGUCCUUAUCUCUCCUCCUUUUUCG
Messenger RNA from Aplysia californica (California sea hare), 1137 nucleotides. RefSeq lists its product as uncharacterized. NCBI's taxonomy places the organism in Eukaryota, Metazoa, Mollusca, Gastropoda, Aplysiida, Aplysiidae. The record is from RefSeq and is a predicted model, not a curated record.